AUGAAUGGAACAGAAACACCACAAAGUCCACUACAUCCAGGCCCGAAUGAUGAGAUUGAUCCAAAUAGUCUACCUACUACAAAACUCCAAGAUGACGACUUAGAAUUGAACCCUGAAUUAUACGAUGAAGAUGAAGAAGAUGAACAAAAAUUAGAUGAAGAAGAUUCUAAAAUUGCUCAAUCUUAUUUACCAAACUACGAAGAUGACGAAUUGGAUAAUGUUGAAUUAGACAGUCUAACUGAAAUGACAUUACCAUUUGAAGAAAAAUUCCAACAAUUUAUAGCAAAAAAUUUCAAAAACUCUACAAAUCAAGUGUCAUUAUCAUUAACUCAACAACUGAAAUUUAUAAAUUAUAUCGAUGAACAAUUAUUAGACUUACAAAGACAAUUUAUAAAACAACAAUCAGAAUCAAUAGUUGUAUUUCCCUUAUCACACUUGAUAAGAAAUUUGAAUGAAAUAAUAGACUUAAUAUGGAAAAGUAUAUGUUACAAUAAUCAAGUAAAUUUAUUUGGACAAGAAGAAUAUUACAUCAAAAUAAUAGGAGAUUUCCAAGAUUAUCUACUAUAUUACCCAAACUUAUUUUAUCAAUCAAUUGACAUAGACGAACAGGGUAAAAGAUGGACAAAUUUACAAAAGGAUGAAGUAAUAUCAUUUUUUAAAUUCUUACUAAAAUUAGAUUUACAAUUAUCUUUUUUACUUUCAAAUGAUAAAGAUGAAGAUGUCAUACCUGAUUAUAUUAAAGUGAACGGUAAAUCUAAAUUCAGUAAUACUGAAAUUAUAAGGUUAAGUCCAAUUAUAACGAGGAUUAGAAUUAUAAUUAUUGAAAAAAUUGAAAAAUUAAGUAAAGAAAUUAAAUCAAAGACUAUGAAAAAUUUAAUGGAAUUAGAAUCAAGUAGAAUAUUUGAAGGUAUAUUGGAAAGAAUAUAA
This is a messenger RNA of Lodderomyces jiufengensis, 927 nucleotides long. Its product is annotated as TFIIH complex subunit. Lineage: Eukaryota; Fungi; Ascomycota; Pichiomycetes; Serinales; Debaryomycetaceae. Gene Ontology annotation, cellular component: transcription factor TFIIH holo complex. The transcript has a single exon. The coding region runs from base 1 to 927 and encodes 308 amino acids. The record is from RefSeq and is a predicted model, not a curated record.